AUGUUUAAAGUCUUAUUUCGGAAUGCUAGGGGUACUGGUAGUGAUAAUUUCAGAUCUGUUAUUGCAGACCUUGUUAAACUUCACUCUGUUGAUAUUUUGGCUAUUUGUGAACCUAAAGUUCAAUUUUCAAGAGCCUCUAUUACUCUUAAAAAUCUUGGCUUCACUGAUUCAAGAAUUGUUGAGGCUGAAGGUUUCUCUGGUGGUCUUUGGCUUCUGUGGAAUAAGAAUAAGACUCAGGUUGACUUUAUUGAUGAUAACUUUCAAUCUAUUUCUGUUAAAAUCACUCUCCCAGGCAAGCCUGCUUGGAUGCUUACUGUUGUUUAUGCUAGUCCAACUCACACCACAAGGUCUUCACUGUGGCCCUAUUUUGACAACCUUGCUGCCAUCACGAAUCUCCCUUGGAUGCUUAUUGGAGAUUUUAACGAGUUGGUUUCCAGUGCUGAUAAGAGUUGUGGCCCUUUUACUGGUAGAUUUGGUGCCUUAAGGGAUUGGAUCAACAUGAAUGCUUUGAUUGAUAUGGGUUACAAAGGAUCUUGCUACACUUGGAGCAACAAUAGGGUGAAAGAAAGACUGGAUAGGGCCUUCUGUAAUUGCUCUUGGAGGUCUACUUUUUCUGAUGCCUUUAUUCAACAUCUCCCCAAAACAAGGUCUGAUCAUUGCCCUAUUAUCAUGUAG
Rosa chinensis is the source of this 675-nucleotide messenger RNA. RefSeq lists its product as uncharacterized. Lineage: Eukaryota; Viridiplantae; Streptophyta; Magnoliopsida; Rosales; Rosaceae. The transcript has a single exon. The record is from RefSeq and is a predicted model, not a curated record. Gene Ontology annotation, molecular function: catalytic activity. Bases 1 to 675 code for a protein of 224 amino acids.